GCUGGUCGUGCCACUCCGCUUGCUAUCAUCAUCAUCAUCAUCAUCAACAUCAUCAUGUCGUCAUCAACGGCCAGGAUCACGGACGAUAACCGCAUCAACGCCGCGCCAGUGCCAUCGGUGGAGUGGGGGGAGGUGGAGGACGAGCAGCGGAGAUUACGUGCUGCUAUAACUGCUGCGGCUUCACUGAGAACUGGCACUUAUGGUGGCCAAUCAGCAGCAGCAGCAGCAGCAGCAGCAGCAGGAGGAGGAGGAGGAGGAGGAGGAGGGGGCGGGGUGAGGGAAGAAAAAUCGCUGACCUUCCCGGGGACGGUGAAGUAUAUUGUCGGGAAUGAAUUCUGCGAGAGAUUUUCCUAUUAUGGAAUGAAGACAAUCCUGGCUCUGUAUCUGAACAAUUUCCUCCUCCUCUCAGAAGAUUCAGCGACGGAGGCAGUUCACAUGUACAUCGUCGCAUGCUACUUCACUCCUCUUCUCGGGGCCAUCAUCAGCGAUAGCUAUUGGGGGAAAUACAAGACGAUAUUGUACGUGUCUAUGAUUUAUUGCUUUGGAAAUUGGGUAAUGGCGGGAUCGGCCGUCGUUCCAAGUUUGGCGGGAAAAGAUUCUAUAAAUCAGGCCUAUUGGGUCGCAGUGGCGGGAUUAGGUUUGAUUGCCCUAGGCACGGGAGGCAUCAAGCCCUGCGUGUCGGCAUACGGAGGGGACCAGAUCGAGUUGGGCAUCCCACCCAGCCCUGCACGGGACGUACUUUUAAGGAGGUUUUUUUCCGUCUUUUAUUUCUCUAUUAAUGCCGGCGCCACCCUUUCCACCAUCCUGACGCCCAAAAUCCGACAGUAUGCCUCCUACUCUCUCGCGUUCGGGAUCCCGGCCGCGCUGAUGAUGGUCGCGCUCUACUUGUUUUGGAUGGGUCGUAAUGAGUACCUCAAUCAGCCUCCUGGUGGGAACGUGAUUGGUGACGUCAUCAAAAUUAUCUACAGCGCGUGCAGAAAUCGAGGAGGAAGAGGAGGAGAGGGGAAGCACCUGAAAGUGGGUGAAGAUCGGGGUCGGGAUGGUGAUGGCGGGGUGCGACGUGAUGAUGAUAAUGGGCCGCUUUUGAUAAAACGUGGUGGGAAAGAUGAAGACGAAGAAGAAGAAGAAGAAGAAGCAGUGGCUAUGGCGGCUGUUUCUUCUGCUGCGGCGGCGGCGAUGGCAGGGCAUGAGCAGGAGGAGGAGGAGGGUAAGCAUGAGGUUCGGUUUUUGGCGGGAAAAAAGCAUGGAGGGAACGGGAAAAUUUGGCAGGAAAAUGGCUCCCAUCGUCAUUGGUUGGAUGGCGCGAAGGCUGAGUAUGCAGAUUCUAAGGUAGAGGAUGUGAAAGCCUUGGGGAGAGUGCUCCUCCUCUUUUUACCUGCUCCCAUCUUCUGGUCGCUCUUCGAUCAACAAUCGUCGCGAUGGGUGUUUCAGGCAGAGCGAAUGGAUGGAAGAUUCUUUUUCGGUUGGAAGAUUGAGCCUGAUCAGAUGCAGGUUAUGAAUUCGGUCUUCAUUCUGAUAUUGAUUCCUCUUUUUGACUUUAUUAUUUAUCCGGCGGCGCAGAGAUGCGGCCUUUCGGUGAAGCCGGUCAGCCGGAUGGUAGCCGGGCUGCUAAUGAGUACGUUUGCGUUUCUGAUAUCUGCCGCGCUCGAGUAUCGGAUCGCCCCCGAGGGGGAGCCUGCACAUACACACAGUGGCCCCUCGUCGUCUCCGUGCGAAGCGAACGGAGCCGCCUGUGUGCACAUCUUGUGGCAGGUCCCACAGUAUCUUGUAAUUACAUGCGGCGAAAUUCUUUUCAGCAUUACCGGGCUCGAGCUCGCGUACUCCCAAGCGCCCGCGUCCAUGACGGCAGUCGUUCAAUCUUGCUGGCUCCUUACUGUGUCAGCUGGUAAUCUGUUCACGGUGUUUGCGGUUAGCAGUCUGCGACAGUACCUCAACCAGUGGCAGGAAUUUAUAUUUUUUGCAGGCUGGAGCAUUGUAGGGAUGUUCUUGAUGUGGUUGAUUGGUCGCGACUUUAAGUACUUGGAGGAUAAAGGUCAUGAGGUGAAAGUGGUGGAUGGCGAUGGAUACGAGCCACUUCACACCCAUGAGUUGGAUUUUGAUGUCGGAGGGUCGCACCGAGUUGCCGGACAAGGAGUAGAAGAUGGGGAGGAGGAGGGGGAGGAAGAGGAUGGGGAGGAGGAGGGGGAGGAAGAGGAUGGGGAGGAGGAGGAAGUCUCGUCCGGAUAUAUCAAAGAUCGGACAAGGAGUAGAAGACGGGGAGGAGGGAGAGGAGAGGAGGAGAGGAGAAGAGGAGGGGGGGGGGGAGGAGGGGGAGGAGGAGGAAGAGGAGGGGGAGGAGGAGGAAGAGGGGGAGGAAGAGGAGUAUGCAGUGUGGUCGGUGGCAACAAGGAGGAAAAGAGGAGACACUGUGGCAACGAGGAGGAGGAGGAGGGGAAAGAGGGGAAUGAGGAGGAGGAGGAGGAGGAGUGCAGUGUCGUGCAAUUGACGUGUUGGUAUUCCGGUAAAAAGUGGAGAGAGGUGAGGAGGUAGAUUGCAUUCAUUAAAAUGCAAUGGAUGUUGCAAAUGCCGUCAAGGUCUUGUCCUCUUGUGAUGGAGGGGAUGUAUUAUAUAGCUAUGGUGUUUGAUGUUGACGUCAUCAGUUAGAGCUCCUGCAAAGAGAUCGACGGAGAGAUAUGGGGGAAUGCACUCUGACGAGUUGAAUGGUGUCUGCUACUUCAUUCGGUUGCGUUCUGUACGAUUCCAAAAUUUCGAAUUGAUGUGUCAGAUGAUGUGAUAUGGACAUGUCAACAGGCCUUCACUCGACUCGACUCGACACGACUCAACGCGACUCGACUCGACUCGACACGACUCAAUGCGACUCGACUCGACUCGACACGACUCAACGCGACUCGACUGGACUCGACACGACUCAACGCGACUCGACUCGACUCGAGUUGGUGUGUGUCUACAUGGUGCAUCCUGCUGUCGGUCGAUCGCAUGAUGAUGACGUGGCAGGCUGACAAGUGGAUCAUCUUCACUGUGUGUCGCAAAUUCUUGCAACGCGACCUCAUCCCAUAAAAUAUAUUUCCGCAAAGCAUUUGUGAA
Chara braunii is the source of this 3084-nucleotide messenger RNA. NCBI's taxonomy places the organism in Eukaryota, Viridiplantae, Streptophyta, Charophyceae, Charales, Characeae. The record is from the annotation of a GenBank genome assembly.